This is a messenger RNA of Hepatospora eriocheir, 1284 nucleotides long. The record is from the annotation of a GenBank genome assembly. NCBI's taxonomy places the organism in Eukaryota, Fungi, Microsporidia, Hepatosporidae.
AUGACAAGGAAGAUAAUUAUUUUUGGAGGCAGUGGAAAUUUGGCAUUAAAAAAACUUUUGCCAGCACUUUACAACUUAAAUAAAGAAGACUUGCUUAUAAUUGCUUACAGUAGAUCUGAUUUGAAGACAACAUACGAUGUUAAAAUGUGUGAAUUUUAUGGAGAAUAUUCAGAAGAGUUUAUCAACAAGAUUAUGUACAUACAAGGUGAGUACAAAAAUUUAUCAGGAUUAAAAGAAAUUCUUGAUCAGGAAACUGUUUUAUAUUUCUCAGUUCCACCUGAAGUUUAUCCAGAUAUUCUAAAGAACAUUCAUGAAAACCAAUUCCAGUAUAAAGCUAUCGCAAUUGAGAAACCACAUGGUUCUAAUCAAGAAUCAUUUAAAGAUUUACGUACGGACAAGCCUGAAAAAAUGUUCUUUAUUGAUCAUUAUCUAACAAAAGAACUUUCAUUAGCAUUUGACCAAAUUAGGAAAGAUAAAAAAGAAAUGUUUGAUCUGUUAACAAAAGAUAAUAUUCAUUCAAUAGAGUGCUAUUUUAAUGAGAGUAUUACUGCGCAAGGUAGAAAAGCUUUUGAUAUGACAGGUGUAAUUAAAGAUACUAUGCAAAAUCAUCUCAUUGGAAUGUUAGUGACUACUUUAGCUGAAAGUAUGACGUUAGAAAAAAGGAUGGAAAUUCUCUUAUCAAUUCAACCAAUCACUUCUCAGGUAAGUUUUGGACAAUAUGAAGGAUAUGCACAGGAAAUGGAUCAUCCUUCAAAUACUGAGACACAUGCAUCAUUUUCAUUGGCAAUAAAUGCUCCAUCUUUAUCAGGUAUUCCAAUAUUCAUGUCUGCUGGUAAGGCAUUGGCUUGCAAGAAAUCAACAGUUGAGUUUAACAUUAAGAAAGAUUCAAUUUGUAAUUUUUUUAAGUUCAUACAACCUGAAGUUAAAAACUGUGAAUUUGAACCUUCUUCUGGUAAAUUGGUUUUUACUUUCGCGCCUGAAUCGAAAAUUACAUUAGAAGUUACAGUUUCAAAGAUUUGUGAGUCUCAUCUGCUAGUAAGUAAUGAACAAAUCAGAGAAAUAGUAGAUGCAAGGUACCAACAUCAUCGGGAUUAUGAUCUUGUGCUCAAUAAUCUUGUUGAAGGUGCAUAUUUCCCAGCAUCUUCAUAUGAUGAAGUUCAGGAGUGCUGGAGAAUCAUUACACCAUUACUUGAGUCUAAAGAGGAUUUAAAACCUUAUCAAAAAGGAGUUCAUAUUCCUAAAGAGGCAUUGGAAUUAAGAAAGAAGAACAUUGAUUACGAAUAA